AUGGCGGGGAAGCAGUUCCCCUCGCUGGCGCACGCGCGCCCCGCCUCCUCCCGCUGCCUGCUCGCCGUCGGCGCGCUCCUCCUCCUCUCCGCCGUCUACUUCGUCCUCCUCGCCCCCUCCCCGCCGCGCCCCGUCCCCGGCCCACUCUCCAACCCUAGCGCCGCCACCACCUCCUUCGUCGCCUCCCUCGACCGCUUCCUCGACUCCCCGCCCCGACCCGCCGCUUCCCCCGCGGCCCCCGCGGACCUCGACGCCGCGAUCCGGACGCAGGAGGAGGCCCGGCUGUACGGGGACCCCGGGAGCGCGUGGCCGGCGGCACCGGCGCCGCUCAGGGUCUACGUCUACGAGAUGCCGCGCAAGUUCACCUACGAUCUGCUCAGGCUCUUCAGGGACUCGUACCGCCAGACGGACAACCUCACCUCCAACGGGAGCCCCGUGCACAGGCUCAUCGAGCAGCAUUCUAUUGACUACUGGCUGUGGGCUGAUCUCAUUGCUCCUGAAUCACAACGACUUUUGAAGAAUGUUAUCAGGGUUGAGCGGCAAGAAGAAGCAGACAUUUUCUAUGUCCCAUUCUUCACAACAAUCAGCUACUUCUUGCUGGAGAAACAAGAAUGCAAGGCACUUUAUAGGGAAGCAUUGAAGUGGGUGACUGAUCAACCUGCUUGGAAACGCUCGGAAGGCAGAGACCAUAUUAUUCCAGUUCAUCACCCAUGGUCUUUUAAGUCAGUCAGGAGAUUCGUGAAGAAAGCAAUAUGGCUUCUGCCUGAUAUGGAUUCUACCGGGAACUGGUACAAACCUGGGCAAGUAUAUCUGGAAAAGGAUGUUAUCCUUCCAUAUGUCCCAAAUGUUGAUCUUUGUGAUUAUAAGUGUGUGUCAGAAACUCAAUCUAAAAGAAGCACGCUGCUGUUCUUUCGAGGAAGACUGAAGAGAAAUGCUGGUGGUAAGAUUCGGAGUAGUCUUGUGACAGAAUUAAAAAAUGUAGAAGACAUAGUCAUAGAAGAAGGGACUGCUGGAGUUGAGGGAAAAGUGGCAGCUCAGAAUGGCAUGCGCAAGUCUCUCUUUUGCUUGAAUCCAGCUGGGGAUACCCCAUCUUCUGCUCGCUUGUUUGAUGCAAUUGUUAGUGGAUGUAUUCCAGUUAUAGUAAGUGAUGAGCUAGAACUUCCUUUUGAAGGAAUACUUGACUACAGAAAGAUAGCAUUGUUUGUUUCAUCAAAUGAUGCUGUGCAACCUGGCUGGCUGGUGAAGUACCUAAGAGGAAUCGAUACCAAAAUAGUUAAGGAAAUGCAAUCUAAUCUUGUCAAGUACUCAAGGCAUUUUAUCUAUUCAAGUCCAGCUCAGCCCCUUGGACCAGAAGACCUUACAUGGAGAAUGAUUGCUGGUAAGCUGGUAAACAUCAAGUUGCAUAUUCAGCGUUCACACCGUGUGGUCAGAGAAUCUAGGAGCUUAUGCACUUGCGAGUGUCGAGUUGGGAACAUCACGAGGCUGCUCUAAAGUCUGAACCGUUUCUCCUUGUACCCAAUUUCCCAAACAGUCAUUCUUUAGUCAUUGUUAGCGUACAUGUGCCACGUUCUUUUGUGAGAUCGACGGUAGUUUUGACCCGCCCCCUCGUCCCUGUCCCUUGUGUGUAGUUGGUGUAACUGAUGCUACAGUGACAUAUCCCAUUGUAGCUAACCAAUGAUGAGACAAACUGGAGUAAGUGUAUUCUAACGGAUUUCUAGUAAUUGUAUACAUGCUAUGCGCAUGUCUCAUCUAUGAGCAAAGAUUUUUUCUUGGUGUGA
Molecule: messenger RNA, 1778 nt
Organism: Lolium rigidum
Lineage: Eukaryota; Viridiplantae; Streptophyta; Magnoliopsida; Poales; Poaceae
Product: probable arabinosyltransferase ARAD1
Exons: 8
Coding region: 1-1491 (496 amino acids)
Molecular function (GO): glycosyltransferase activity
Source: RefSeq, a predicted model, not a curated record